Molecule: messenger RNA, 1614 nt
Organism: Photinus pyralis (common eastern firefly)
Lineage: Eukaryota; Metazoa; Arthropoda; Insecta; Coleoptera; Lampyridae
Product: protein disulfide-isomerase-like
Exons: 4
Coding region: 38-1546 (502 amino acids)
Biological process (GO): protein folding; response to endoplasmic reticulum stress
Cellular component (GO): endoplasmic reticulum
Molecular function (GO): protein disulfide isomerase activity
Source: RefSeq, a predicted model, not a curated record
AGUCAUAUAUUAACAAAGCGAAGUGGGUGUAUUAGAAAUGAAGGUUAUUUCUUUAUUGUAUUUAUUUGCUGCAAUUUUGUGGGUACGUUGUGAUGAUAAAGGUGACAGUGAAAUAAUUUCAGAGGAAUAUGUAUUAGAACUAAAAGAAGAGAAUUUUGACAGCGUGAUCGAAAGUAAUGACAUCGUCUUCGUGGAGUUUUAUGCUGAACAAUGCGGCGUAUGUCAAGCGCUUGCACCGGAAUACGCGAAAGCGGCAACAAUUUUAGCCGAAGCAGGAUCUUCGGUCAAACUCGCGAAGGUCGACGCCAUUGUAGAAACUGCCCUUGCUGGCAAAUACAAAGUGGAUGGUUAUCCAACAAUGCUUUUAUUCCGAAAAGGAACUACUCCCGUAUCUUACGAACGAGGACGAUCUGCCAAUGAUAUUGUUGGGUGGCUCAACAAGAAGUCAGCACCGCCAGCAAAGCAACUCCAGAACAUGGAAGAAGCCAGAACAUCAAUUGACAGCAACGAUAUAUUUGCAAUAGGUUUUUUUGCCGAUCAAUCUACAGACGAUGCCAAAAUGUUCUUCAGAGUUGCUGAUAAAAUUGACGACUUUACCAUGGGGAUUACUUCAGAUCGGGACACUUUCAAAGAACACGCAGCGAAAAAUGGCGACAUUGUAAUCUUUGCAAAAUACUCCGACAGUCCAAUCCGAUAUGAAGGUGAAUUCAAUGAGGAUUCCCUAGAGAACUUCUUCUCGACGCACUCGCUACCUCCGCUAGUAGAAAUGACAAACGAAACAUUAGUGCCCAUUUUUCGGGGCGUUAUCAAGACCUCUUUAUUUAUAUUUUUGAGCAAAUCGGACGACAAUGCGCAAGUAAUUGAAGAAGAAGUCCGGUAUGUUGCCACACUUUACCACACAAAACUUAGAUUUGUUUUGCUUAACACUGAUAACCAAAUCAACCAGCAAAUUCAAACAUAUCUGAGGGUAGGUCGGCGCCAAGAGCCUUUCAUGCGAAUUAUAAAUUUAAGCGGGAUGGUUAAAUUUAAACCGGAGCAUGACCAACUUACAGUUGCCAAUAUUAAGAAGUUCGUUGAAGAUUUCCUCGAUGGCAAAAUAGGAAAGUAUCUCGCAAGUGAAGAUAUUCCCGAGGAUUGGAAUAAAGGACCGGUUUAUCAUUUGGUAGGGGAUACCUUUCAGGAUGUCGCUUUCGAUUUCGAGAAGGACGUUUUAGUUGAAUUUUACGCACCGUGGUGCGGGGUUUGUAAGAAUUUGGCCCCGACUUACAUAGAAGUUGGCGAACAUUUUACGAGUAACAGUGACGUUAUUAUCGCGAAGCUUGAUGUGACGGUUAAUGAGAUACCAACUCGUCAGAUAUCUGGUGUUCCUACGAUUAUUUUGUAUAAGAAAGGUCAAAAUGAAGAGAUUGAGUACGGAGGGCCGCACAGUUUUGAGGGUAUUGUGAAAUUUGUUGAGAGUGGCGGACAAGAAGGACGUAAGGGCGAGGAAAGAACUGAGGAUGAAAACGGAGACGGAGGUUCUAGUUCUAAAAAGGAUGAACUAUAAUAAGUCACGACUGUGUAGAUAUUGCAUAAAAAAAGCAGAACUGUAAAUAAAGUUCCGAAAAUGUCAAA